Molecule: messenger RNA, 4713 nt
Organism: Leopardus geoffroyi (Geoffroy's cat)
Lineage: Eukaryota; Metazoa; Chordata; Mammalia; Carnivora; Felidae
Gene: FBLN2
Product: fibulin 2
Exons: 16
Coding region: 177-4166 (1329 amino acids)
Cellular component (GO): extracellular region
Molecular function (GO): calcium ion binding
Source: RefSeq, a predicted model, not a curated record
GCCCCUCCGCGCCUCCGCCCCGCCCCGCGCCGCGCACAGCCGGGGCUCGCGGCUCUCGACGCGCCGACGGCCGGGCGGACUGACGGACGGGCGGCCAGAAGUGCGGAGCGCCCCGCGGGCCUCGCAGGAGAGGACGCAGUUCAUCCUGAGGCGGCAUCUGGACUGGCCGUGGGACCAUGGCGCUGCUCUGGGAGCCCGCAGGAGCUUGGCUGGCCCUGGCCGUGGCCCUGGCCCUGGGCCCGAGCGCCGGCACGGCGGCCCCGAGGCAGGACUGCACGGGUGUCGAGUGCCCGCCGCUGGAGAACUGCAUUGAGGAGGCCCUGGAGCCGGGCGCCUGCUGUGCUACCUGUGUGCAGCGGGGCUGUGCCUGUGAAGGCUACCAGUACUACGACUGCCUGCAGGGGGGCUUUGUGCGUGGCCGGGUGCCUGCCGGCCAGUCCUACUUCGUGGACUUCGGCAGCACCGAGUGCACCUGUCCGCCUGGUGGUGGCAAGAUCAGCUGCCAGUUCAUGCUGUGCCCGGAGCUGCCCCCCAACUGCAUCGAGGCCGUGCUGGUGGCCGACAGUUGCCCGCAGUGCGGCCAGGUGGGCUGCAUCCACAGCGGUCGCAAGUAUGCUGCUGGCCACACGGUCCACCUCCCGCCCUGCCGGGCCUGCCACUGUCCCGACAGCGGGGGUGAGCUCAUCUGCUACCAGCUCCCCGGUUGCCAUGGAGGUGCCGCUGCCGCCGGGAACUUCUCGGAUGCUGAGGAGGGUGACCCCGAGAGGCACUACGAGGACCCCUACAGCUAUGACCAGGAGGUGGCCGAGGCGGAAGCUGCAGCAGCCCUGGCGGGAGAGCUCCAGGCGGGCCCAGGGGGCCCAGCCGCUCUGGGAGGUGGCAGUCAGCCGUCCUCCGCCAUCCAGGCCACCCCCUGGCCGGCCGCCCUCCCUAGGCCCACGGCGGCUGCUGCCCUGGGUCCCCCGGCCCCCGUGCAAGCCAAAGCCAGGAGAGUGACGGAGGACAGCCACGGGGCAGGGCAGGGGCAGACAGAGGAGCUGACCUUCAGGGAGCAGCCAGCCGCAGGUGGCCCCGGGGAGCUGGAUGGCCGGCCCACUGAAGGCCCAGCUGGGCCUGGUCUCCCUGCCCAGAAGGACAAGGCAGAGGCUAGGGCGGGGCCUGAAGAGAACCUCAUCCCGGAAGCCCAGGUCACUCCCCGCGGGGCCGGGCAAGAGGGAGCCGGGCCCAUUCCGGUGUCAAGCACAGCCAGCGUCCCCCCGACGCAGUCCACACCGAGCUCUCCCGAGGGCACGACGAAGCCCAGUACCCACACCAUCCUGACGACAUCUCCUCGUGAGGCAGCCUGGGUCCCACCUACCCAGGAAGCGCCCAGGCAGCUGCCGGUGCUGCUCCAUUCUCGGCCAGAGGAGGACACGGAUCCCAACUCUGUCCAUUCUGUCCCCAGAGGUAACCCUGAAGUCUCCACGAAGGAUCUGAUCGAGACGUGCUGUGCAGCCGGACAGCAGUGGGCCAUCGACAAUGAUGAAUGCCUGGAAAUCCCCGAGAGUGGCGCUGAGGGUGACGCCUGCAGGACAGCCCAGAAGCACUGCUGCGUGUCCUACUUGAAGGAAAAGAGCUGCAUGGCUGGCGUCAUGGGGGCCAAGGAGGGCGAGGCCUGUGGGGCCGAGGACAACGACACCUGUGGCGUCUCCUUGUACAAGCAAUGCUGUGACUGCUGUGGGCUGGGACUCCGUGUGCGGGCCGAGGGCCACUCGUGUGAGUCGAACCCCAACCUGGGCUACCCCUGCAACCACGUCAUGCUCUCCUGCUGUGAGGGUGAAGACCCCCUCAUUGUGCCCGAGGUCCGCCGGCCUCUGGAACCCGAAGCCGUACCGCGGAGAGUUUCAGAGGCAGAGUUGGCGAGCCGGGAGGCCCUGUCACUGGGCACGGAGACUGAGCUGCCCAACAGCCUGCCUGGCGAUGACCAGGAUGAGUGCCUGCUCCUCCCAGGGGAGCUGUGCCAGCAUCUCUGCAUCAAUACCGUGGGCUCCUACCGCUGUGCCUGCUUUCCUGGCUUCUCACUGCAGGACGAUGGCCGUACCUGCCGGCCAGACAGUGACCCCCCACAGCCGGAGGCCCCAGAGGAGUCCGCGUUGAAACCAGAGUCCUCCCAAGUGGCCUCCAACACCAUCCUGCUACCGCAGCCACAACCCAACACCUGCAAAGACAACGGGCCCUGCAAGCAGGUGUGCAGCGUCAUUGGGGACACAGCCAUGUGCUCCUGCUUCCCUGGCUACGCCAUCAUGGCGGAUGGUGUGUCCUGUGAAGACAUCAACGAGUGUGUGGCAGACCUGCACACGUGCAGCCGGGGAGAGCACUGCGUGAACACCGUGGGCUCCUUCCACUGCUACAAGGCUCUCACCUGUGAGCCCGGCUACGCCUUCCAGGACGGCGAGUGCACAGAUGUGGACGAGUGUGAGCUGGGCAAACACAACUGCCAGGCGGGCUUCACGUGCCAGAACACCAAGGGCUCCUUCUACUGCCAGGCACGGCCGCGCUGCAUGGAUGGCUUCCUUCAGGACCCCGAGGGCAACUGCGUGGACAUCAACGAAUGUACGUCGCUGUCCGAGCCCUGUCGGCCAGGCUUUAGCUGCGUCAACACUGUGGGCUCCUACACGUGCCAGAGGAACCCGCUGCUCUGUGGGCGAGGCUACCAUGCCAGCCAGGACGGGACCAAGUGUGUGGACGUGAACGAGUGUGAGACUGGUGUGCACCAGUGCGGCGAGGGGCAGGUGUGUCACAACCUCCCCGGCUCCUACCGCUGUGACUGCAAAGUUGGCUUCCAGCGGGACGCCUUCGGACGGGCCUGCGUCGGUAGGUGGGCGCUGGUGGCCGGGAGCCCCCGCGUGGGGUCCGGCUGCCCCCGCCCGGCCCUCAGGCCUCCUCCUCCCUCCGCCCUGCUCUGCUGGCACGCUGGGCGGCCCCGGCUGGACCGCCUGCUGCCAUCCUCCCCGGCGGUGCCUCCUUGCUGCUGUCCUCCCUGCUUCUCUCGGUCUUGGUUGCUGCCACCCUCCUUUCUCGCCCCUUGCUGUGUCCGUCUUCAUCCCUGGCUCUGCCUGCAGCCUCCUUCCAACACCCUUGCUGCCUUUCUCGUCUGCCCCGGUCUUUUUGCCUCUCCCGUUCCCUGUCCUGGUUCCUCCCUGUCCCUCCCGGGUGUCUGUGUCCCUGUCCUCACCCAGCCCCCUCUUCUACCUGGGGGUGGGGGGAGCGGGCUCCGGGCCACCCUGGCCCUCGCCACGGGCCACCCACGCCCUGCCCGCCGCUCGCCUGCAGACGUGAAUGAGUGCUGGACCUCACCCGGCCGCCUGUGCCAGCACACGUGUGAGAACACCCUGGGCUCCUACCGCUGUUCCUGCGCCUCCGGUUUCCUGCUGGCCGCCGAUGGCAAGCGCUGCGAAGACGUGAACGAGUGUGAGACCCGGCGCUGCAGCCAGGAGUGCACCAACACCUAUGGCUCCUACCAGUGCUAUUGUCGUCAAGGCUACCAGCUGGCCGAGGAUGGGCACACCUGCACAGACAUUGACGAGUGUGCUCAGGGAGCCGGCAUCCUCUGUACCUUCCGCUGUAUCAACGUGCCAGGGAGCUACCAGUGUGCAUGCCCGGAGCACGGCUAUGCCAUGACGGCCAAUGGGAGGUCCUGCAAGGACCUGGACGAGUGUGCGCUGGGCACCCACAACUGCUCUGAGGCCGAGACCUGCUAUAACAUCCGGGGCGGCUUCCGCUGCCUGCGCUUCGAGUGCCCUCCGAACUACGUCCGCGUCUCCGAAACGAAGUGCGAGCGCACCACAUGCCGUGACUUCCUGGAGUGCCAGAACUCGCCGGCGCGCAUCACGUACUACCAGCUCAACUUCCAGACGGGCCUGCUCGUGCCGGCACACAUCUUCCGCAUCAGCCCGGUGCCCGUCUUCGCGGGCGACACCAUCUCCCUGACCAUCACCAAGGGCAACGAGGAGGGCUACUUUGGCACGCGCCCACUCAACGCUUUCACGGGCGUCGUCUACCUGCAGCGCUUGGUGCGUGAGCCCCGGGACUUCGCCCUGGACGUGGAGAUGAAGCUCUGGCGUCAGGGCUCCGUCACCACCUUCCUGGCCAAGAUGCACAUCUUCUUUACCACCUUUGCCCUGUGAGACGCCUGCCCGCCUGUGCCCGCCUGAGCGCCCCGCGGGGGCGACGGAACCCCAGGAUCCUCCUGCUGUGUCCCUGCACCAACCCGUGCGCCCCCUGCCGGUGCACACCUUUCCGUGGUUGCUGAACACCGCAUGUGUGGGGCCGGGUGACGGUGGUGUUUUUACUAUAACUCUGUAAAUUAACUUAAUUUUGCUGACUUGAUUCCUACUGAAUUCCUGGGCCUCUCCCGUGCCCCAACCCGAGGGAGGAAGCUUUGAGGGCAGUUCAGGGUCACUGUAGGUGCUCUGUGGGUGGAGUCAGAGGGCCAAAGGCCGAACAGUGACUGAAGAGGAAACACAGCAGCCACGACGGGGUGUUUGGACUUCACUGGGUGACCUGUCCCCAAAGUUGAUAUUCCAUUUCAUAUCCCACUGUGAUUUGCUCUUUACUUUAAAAAAAAAAAAAAACCAUGUUAAGUGUUUUGUUGAAUUGUAGUACGUGCACAUUGCAAAAAAAUAUAUUCAAAUAGUAACAAAGGGUUAUAAAGUGAAAAAAGAAAAAAGUUUA